Hypoxylon fragiforme is the source of this 1227-nucleotide messenger RNA. RefSeq lists its product as uncharacterized. The transcript is spliced from 2 exons. The record is from RefSeq and is a predicted model, not a curated record. Gene Ontology annotation, cellular component: cytosol. NCBI's taxonomy places the organism in Eukaryota, Fungi, Ascomycota, Sordariomycetes, Xylariales, Hypoxylaceae. Gene Ontology annotation, molecular function: glyoxylate reductase (NADPH) activity; hydroxypyruvate reductase [NAD(P)H] activity; NAD binding. Bases 1 to 1227 code for a protein of 408 amino acids.
AUGGCAGAACCAACUAACACCCCAAUGCCAACGGCACCGCCGACCCCACGCUCCACCUCCCCCGCACUGACGGCCACGCGCCCUGGCAGCAUUAGCAGCAGUAACACCCUGAGUCCCCCUAAAGUGUCGACGUCAACAUCCUUGCCUAUACUGGGGGGUCCUCUAGGGCAUCCGCCACAGAGCAAACCUAUCGUUCUACACAUUGGGGAUCCCAUCAAGUAUAACCCUGAUACCUACGCCGAGCUCACGACUUACUACGAGGUAGUGCGCCCGUCUGCCGAUGAGCGACAGAGGCCCGCCUUCAUCCAGGCUUUGCGCGAGAAGCGCUGGGGCGAUUUCUCUGCCAUCUUUCGUCCUUUCUGGGGUACUGGCGGCGAGAUGGGUCAGUGGGAUGCCGAAUUGGUUUCUCUACUGCCGGAUAGCGUGAGAAUUUUUGCGAGUGCUGGGACUGGCUUCGAUUGGGCCGACACAGAAUUACUGGGUCAAAGAGACAUCAUAUACUGUAAUGGAGGUCUCGCGGCUGCAGAAGCGGUAUCCGACUUCGCCGUGGCCAUGAUCAUUUCGACGUUCCGCGUUUUCCCGUAUUGCAUCACCUCCGCGUUAACAGGGGCCGCUAACUUCCAGGAGUGUCACGACAACGGAACUUCGCGAGCGCAUAAUCUACGCGGUCGCACUCUAGGUCUUGUUGGUCUCGGGAACAUCGGCCAGCAGAUCGCAUUCAAGUGCAGCGCCGCAUUUGGCAUGGACGUCGCGUACUACGACGUCGAGCGGAAAACCGAGGCCCUCGAGGCUGCACUGCAUGCUCGGUAUUGCACUACCUUGGAGGCAUUGAUCCGCGACUCCGAUUGUGUCGUCUUAUGUACGCCUGGGGGCGCUGGACGCAUUAUUAAUAAGGACAGUCUGGCGUGGUUCAAGACCGGCUCGCGCUUUGUGAAUAUCGCACGCGGAUCUCUUGUUGACGAGGAGGCGCUCGCUGAUGCCCUGGACCAGGGCCGCUUGAGUAGCAUUGCGCUCGAUGUGCAUGCCAACGAGCCGAACGUCAACCCUAGAUUACUCGCGUUCUCGGGAAGCAGAGCCAUGCUUACGUGCCACAACGCCGGCGGUACUGUCGAAACACAUAUCGGCUUCGAGGAACUGGCCAUGCGGAACAUUAUAGCGGUGCUGUCUGGCGACAAGCCCAUCACACCUGUCAAUCUGCAGUAUUUAAAGACCAAGGUCGUGGCGUGA